GUUGCCCAGCGAACCGCCACAACAGAGAGCGGACUCGAUCCUGCGCUCCGGCCGGGCUGACCUGCCUGCGUCCAGCCCCCGCGCCCUGGGCCUGCCUGGGUCUGGAUCUGUGUCCGAGUCUGGGUCUGGAUCUGGGUCCGAGUCUGGGUCUGGCCCUGCGCUCAGGGCCCGCGGAGGAGACUAUGGACCCCGCCGGGCGCGCCCGGGGCCAAGGGGCCACGGCAGGGGGGCUGCUGCUCCGGGCUGCUGCGGCCGCCAAGGGUCUCAGGGAAGACCUGUGGGGCGCGGCCGCCCUGCCUUGGAGGAGCCUGUCCCGGAUCCCGAAGCGGGAGGGUCUUGGAGAGGAGGACACAGCAGUUGCCGGACACGAGCUCCUACUCCCAAAUGAGAGAAGCUUUCAGAAUGCUGCUAAAAGCAAUAAUUUGGAUCUUAUGGAGAAGCUGUUUGAAAAGAAGGUUAACAUUAAUGUUGUGAACAAUAUGAACCGCACAGCCCUGCAUUUUGCAGUGGGGAGAAAUCAUUUAUCUGCAGUGGAUUUCUUGCUUAAACACAAGGCCAGGGUGGAUGUUGCUGAUAAGCACGGCUUGACAGUAAUUCACCUUGCAGCCUGGUCUGGGAGCCUUGAGGUCAUGCUCAUGCUGGUUAAAGCUGGAGCAGACCAGAGAGCCAAGAAUCAGGUAGGUAUGUGGGUCACACCUGGACAAAAGCUCUUACCUCACCAUUGCAGGAGAGAGGAAGUUCUGAGGUCACUGUCUAUCUCCCCCACCCCUGGUUCUCUUCAGGAUGGAAUGAGCGCCCUCCACUUUGCCACUCAGAGCAAUCAUGUGCGCAUCGUGGAGUAUCUUAUUCAAGAUCUGCACCUCAAGGACCUGAACCAGCCUGAUGAGAAAGGAAGAAAACCAUUUCUUUUGGCAGCUGAGAGGGGCCAUGUUGAAAUGAUAGAAAAACUUACCUUCCUAAACCUGCAUACUUCAGAAAAGGACAAGGGGGGAAACACUGCCUUGCACCUCGCUGCGAAGCAUGGUCACAGUCCUGCAGUGCAGGUGCUGCUAGCCCAGUGGCAAGACAUAAAUGAGAUGAAUGAGCUCAAUAUCAGUAGUUUGCAGAUAGCAACCAGGAACGGCCAUGCAUCCCUUGUCAACUUUCUUCUCAGUGAGAACGUUGAUCUGCACCAGAAAGUGGAACCUAAGGAGUCCCCUCUUCAUUUAGUUGUUAUCAACAACCACAUCACGGUUGUAAACAGUUUAUUAAGUGCACAGCAUGAUAUUGACAUCUUAAAUCAGAAGCAGCAAACCCCUCUGCAUGUAGCUGCUGAUCGUGGAAAUGUGGAACUGGUGGAAACCCUGCUGAAGGCAGGCUGUGACUUGAAGGCUGUUGACAAGCAAGGAAAGACUGCCCUGGCUGUGGCCUCCAGGAGCAACCAUAGCCUUGUCGUGGGCAUGCUCAUUAAAGCAGAGAGAUACUACGCCUGGAGAGAGGAGCAUCAUGAGAGCAUCAGGGACCCGUCAACAGGCUUUACUCUGACAUUCAAGCAAGAUCACAGUCUGGAGACCAGACACAUUCGCACGCUUCUCUGGGACCUGGCUUACCAUCAGCUGAAGGCCAAUGAGUGGCAGAGGCUGGCCCGUUCGUGGAACUUUACAGAUGACCAGAUUAGAGCCAUUGAGGAGCAGUGGUCGGGAAAUGAAAGCUUCCGUGAACAUGGCCACAGGGCUCUGCUUAUCUGGCUACACGGGACCCUGAUGACUCAGGGUGACCCGGCCAAGCAACUGUAUGAAGAGCUGGUACACGCAGGUUUCCCAAAACUAGCUGAAAAGACUCGUCAUUUCAAAAGCAAAACUGACUCAAACUCCAAGAAAUGUGUAGUUUCAUAAAUGCCUAAAGAAAUUGUAUUUACAUGAUUUUCCACUCAGCAUUCAGUUCUUUUAAUGCCAUAAAUUUCUUCUAGCAGUAGCACUGAUUUUCAACUAUGAUGAUGGUGGUGACAGGGAACUCUAACAGAUGAAAGAAGAGUAAUACCAUGAUACUUUUCAACCACUAAAAAGUCAAAUAUAGUUUUUUUUGCUGAGGGCAAGUUGUAUGUGAUUUUCCCAUUUCUAUCAAUCAUUUGAUGUAAUCCAUGUAAUAAGAUAAUCUAGGACGGUUUUGUAUGUCAUGUUUUUUUAAAAAACUCAUGGGAGCAGCAUCAUGGUACAGUAAAAAAACAAGGGUUUUUAUAAUAGACAAAUAUGGUUUUGAACUUGGUUUUGCCACUUAUUAGAUGUGAACCUUUGGGCAUGUUAAUGUUGUUUACGUUCUUAGAUCUUCAGUUUCCUUCUCUAUAAACUGGGAGAGAUGUCUAUUUAAUCCAUAGGGUUGGAAUGAAGAUGAAGGGAAAAUGCCUGUGUAGCCUCACGCCCAUAGUACGGAAAUCAACUGCUAUUUCUCUUUCAGUAAGAGAAACUGGGUUUGGAAUUUAUAGUCAUUGUUGACUUUAAAUCACACAUUUUGUGUAAUAUAUUACUUAGGAAAGACCAGAAGUAUGUACACCAUUUUUUUUUUUUUUUAAAUCUCUUGGUGAUGUAAUUACAGAUGAUUAUUUUCUUUGUACUUUUGGGUACAUUCCAUUCUUUUUUUCACAAAGAACAUGCAUUAUUUUUGUAAUCUAAGAGUUAUGAAAUAAAUGUAAAAUUGAGUGUCA
Molecule: messenger RNA, 2680 nt
Organism: Homo sapiens (human)
Lineage: Eukaryota; Metazoa; Chordata; Mammalia; Primates; Hominidae
Gene: ANKDD1B
Product: ankyrin repeat and death domain containing 1B
Exons: 13
Coding region: 183-1874 (563 amino acids)
Biological process (GO): signal transduction
Source: RefSeq, a predicted model, not a curated record